AUGGCAACGCCGUCGGUUCUUCCAGAGGUGCCGGCGAAGCACGCUGACUUCAUUUCCUACGUCCAAUCGCAUGCCGACACACCGCUGUCGGAGCUCCUUGAGCCCUACAAGAAGUACGAUGCGAAACUCCGAGAGGUCUUCGCUCAGGAGCCAGAGCAUCCUGCCUUGGCUGAUCAGCACCUCAAUGUUGUUCCAGUUUUUGAUGGGCAGCAGGAGGAUGUGAAGAUUCGGGCCCGGGAUCUGGAGUCCGAGAGCGCUGAGGAGAAAGACAAGUACAUUAUGUCGCUUGAUGCCGCUGACAGGCGCCCGAACGGCUCUCCUGCCAUCGUUCAAGACAUCAAGGACUUCCAGCAGAACUUCGCGCUUUUCUGCGAAUCCUCGCUCGUCGACCUGGACUGGAAUAAUGUGGUGGCGGCCGGGUCGUCUGUCGUCACUUGUCUCCUACCCGUGCCCGACAAGUACAAGAAAUCGAAGCGAGCGCUGCGCCAGUACUAUCAUGAGAUGAUUGCGCCGGCUUCAGAUGUUGACCUCUUUCUCUACGGUUUGAGCGAGGAAGAUGCCGUCAAGAAGAUCAUCGAGAUCGAGCAGCGUAUCAAGGACAGUAUCCUCACGGAGACCACUACUAUUCGCACCAAGAACGCCAUCACAAUCGCCAGCCAGUAUCCAACACGCCAUAUUCAGAUCGUGUGCCGCAUCUACAAAUCAAUCUCCGAGAUUCUGACUGGCUUCGACGUCGAUUGCAGUUGUGUGGCGUACGAUGGCAAGCAAGUUUUCGCGGCUCCGCGCGCCUUGACUGCCUACAUGACCCAAACCAAUACGGUGGACCUGACACGUCGCUCUCCAUCAUACGAAAACCGUCUGUCCAAAUACUCUCAUCGCGGCUUUGAGGUCUAUUGGCCUCUCUUGGAACGCUCGAGAAUCGAUCCGACCAUAUUUGAGCGGAACUUCGCGCGAACUGUUGGUCUGGCUAGGCUCCUUGUUCUAGAGCGGCUUCCCUCGAAAACGGAGCGCGAGGCUUAUAUGGAUGAGCGUCGGCGCGAACGAGGGCGACCUGCUAUCAAUCGCCACUGGAAGCGCUCAACGAGGGACAACAUCAAGGACAAGUAUGAAGACGAGGUAGCCGAAUGGGUUGAUCAGGAGGAUAUCAGCGACUAUCAUACCUUCACGAUUCCGUACGGUCCCAAGUACCACGCCAAGAAGAUCGAAAAGCUUCUGUAUACCAAGGAUCUCUUGCUCAACGCAGAGUGGAACAAGCCUAAAGACCGCGAAGUCAACCUUCAUCGCCACCCUGCCUUCUUCGGUUACGCUGAAGACAUUAUCCACGACUGCUGUGGAUUCUGCCCGAGGCCAGUGACUCCGGAGGAGCAAGACGUUGCAGAGGAAGAGUCGAAGAUCUACGUAUCAGGUGACAUCUCUUUCAUCAAGGACGAUGCUGGACGCCAGGCAAUUGGAUCCUUCAAUCCCAUCACGGACGAGGACUGGACGGAAAUGGCCUAUGUUGGAAAUAGUGCACGGCUUUGUCAGGCCAUCAUCGACAAGGACCUGGAACAUGUCGAGGACUGGCUUUCACAAGAUGGCGCCGAUCCCAACAGCCGCGAUUACACUGGCCGGACACCACUACACCUGGCUGUCAUGUGCUCUUCAUGUGAGAUAGUGCAGACGCUCAUCAGCCAUGGUGCUCGACUUGUGGCUCGCCUUGCCGAUGGUAGAACGGCGCUUCAUCUUGCCGCUGCGCGCGGGAACGUGGAGAUGGUUAGGAUGAUAUUGCGAAAGAGUGAAGAGAACGAAGAGGAAGAAGCCAAGAAAGAGGACCUUCGAAAGCAAGCGAGAAUGGCUGCUAGGGAGGGCAAGGACGAACAGCCAGAGAGUGACAAGAGAGCUGCCAGCUUUGCUGCGGAGGAUAGUGACUUGGAGGUAGUCGAGAAGGAGGAAGAAGACUCCGAGCCAGACGAAGACGCACGCACCACGACUACCGGAUCCUUUGUCAAGGUCAAGAAAGAGGAGAGGAAGGCAGAUGAUCUCAUCCCAGAUGAGGAGGAUGAACCCGAUGUCUACGAUGUCAACGUUGUCGCCUGGGAUACGCAAUGCUCGCCACUUCAUCUUGCGAUCCUCAACGGUCACAUUGAGGUUGUCAAGGAGCUCGUCCAGUCGUUUGGUGCCGAUGUCCUUUUGCCCAUCAAACUAUUCAACGACUGGGAUAAAUCACCGCGUGGCGCUAUCCUAACCCUUGUCCUUGCCCUUCGCCUGCCACUGGAGAAGGCCAAGGCUAUGACCCAAGCUCUGUUAGAGAUUGGGGCCUCUUCUGCACAAGCGGAUAUGCAUCAGACGACCGCCCUGCAUUACAUCUCGAACAAGCAGCCCGACAUUCUCGAGACUCUCAUAAAGUUCGACGAACCCGCCGCCAAACGCGCAAUCAAUCAUCUCUCAGUCAGGGGCUCCAGCUGGAGCGCCUCUGCACAGAGCCCUCUAAUGUCUGCCAUCUCCAAAGGCAACGCACUUGCUGCACUGAAGCUCCUGGACGCCGGCGCAAAGCCCACUAUCGAAUUCAAGGACUGGAUUAAGGCCGUUGAAGUUCAAUUUGAGAGUGUCUCCGGGGUCGGCGCCGAGCAGAACCACAAAAACUUCGCACGGGACAUCGAACAACCCAUCAUCCUAGCCGUCCAGACGGAGUUGCCGGAAGUCGCUCUCCAGCUGAUAGAACAGGAUGUUUCGCCAAAUACAGUCACGAAGCAGAGUCAGCAAGCGAUUGUGGAUCAAUACUAUUCGCGGUACAACUCUAUGGAGAGCCUUCUUGAUAUCGUCCGCAAGAAGAUUCGCGAUCUCAGGGACUACAAGGACGCCGAAGCACCUAGCAAGCCGGACCUCAACGUGAAAGAAGGCGUCGACUACCUUGCCGGAAUCGAGCCUGACUCCUACCAGUCCUUCAUCGCCCAAAUGCAACUCGAAAGUGCACGAGAGUCCGACAGGCGAACAAAUGAGGACUACGAACAGCGUCUCAAGCAGCACCAAGAGCGCAAAGGCGUCACGGAGAAGCAAGAGGCUCUUGAGGCUCUUGCCGUCAAGUAUGAAAAACUUGAGGAGAUCCUACUCAAUAAAGGCGCGAAGACCUUUAAGGAGCUCCAUCCGGACAUUGCCAGUGCUUACCAGGAGUACCAGCAAUACUCACAUCCUGAACAAAAGAAGGUGCCCUGGGAACUGUCCUUCAACUUCUCUGUUCACGACCUGACAGACGAGUCCCGCGAGGCGUACAUCAAGCUAUUCCAAGCAGCGUGGGAUGGGGAUGUCAAUACGAUCAAGUCGCUGACUCUCGCCCCGUGGGGCCCCUCCAACAAUACUCCACUGAAGAUUGCUAUUCAGGACAAUAACAACCAGUCUCCCUUCAGUCUUGCUGUUCUGCGUGGUCACCUCGAUGUCGCCCGCGCCAUUGUCGAAAUCUCAUUCGCUCAAUUCCAGCCCGCUAACGACGAAGAACCAAAGGCGCGAUACCACAUGGGGAAUGACGCGGAUGAAGGCGAAGACAACAUGAGCGACACCAGCGAUAUCCCCGUCUACAAGGAGCUCGUCGAUGAUAAAUUCACUGUUGAGAACAUUGGAGAGGUCUCAACUCAGGUCAAAAGCAAGGUUUCUCCUUUAGCUUUUAUGUCAUUCUCCUGCUCUGCACGGAGUUACGCCAAAUUUUUCAUGGGUGAUAAGAAGUUCACGUACGGUGUGGAUGAUCGCGAAGUCGGAGGUAGCCCGACACUCACUCUCCAAUCGUGGGCGAUCACUACGAAUGACAAGUCGCUCUUCUCUUUUCUUCUAGAUCUCGACGUCGAAUGGACAGAUCGCUUAGCCAAGAACAUGGAUGGGUCAUCCGGCAUCCCGUCUUUCGCGACAUACGAUUUCGAGCUGGCUUUGAAGUACGGUCGUAUUGAUCUGUUGGCGGAGAUGAUCAAGCAUGGAGGUGCUGGAAUGGAGCUUCAGUCGCUCGUCAAGAAUUCUUCGGUGAAGUAUCGAGAGAAGCCAAAGUACUACCAGGGCCUCAGUGUUCACGGGAAGAAGCGAACCGACUGGAUCCGAGCCGCUCGCGGAACGGACGCUGAGGGAGUCACGGAUACGAGUCCACCACUCCUUGAAGCUGCUUUCAAUGGCAGCCUCCAGAGUGUCGAGUGGCUUCUUAGCGAUACUCCUGCUCGACACUACCUUGACUUCGCUGAAGCAUACAAGGGUGACAAGUUCAUUACGCACUUGAACACUGCCGCCGGAGGCUUCGAAAAGGUGCUCCGGAAGUGGCUGGGCGCCCGACGCGAGCUCGCUCUGCACUGUGCGGUGAUGGCGAAGCCAGGAGCAGAGACCUCGAAGCUAAUUCAAUACUUGCUUCAAGUCAUGCCGGAAUCGCUCGAGACGAAGUCAGGCGAUGGGUACACGCCACUUGCCCUCGCUUUCUCCCUACACCGACUAGAAGCGGCCAAGAUCCUGAUCGAUGCAGGUGCUGACCAGACUGUCCGUGAUUCCAAUGGAGCCAACAUCAUCCACCUCCUUCUCUGCCCUGCUUAUACGAAUGGCAGCUCCAAAGACGAGGAAGCAUUUCAACCACUGUUGGACCUCAUUGACAAACGUUUGAUCUCAUCUCUUCUCACGGAACGAUCAUCCCAUGAACCUGGAUCCCUGACGCCUAUUGCAAGGCGGCUUCGAUAUUGUGGUAGUGAGAAUGAAGAUGUACUACGGAUGCUGCUCGAUUUCGCAGCCCCCACUUGCAACGAGCACUUGGAGCUUCUCGACGGGUCCGGCGACACCCCUCUUCAUUACGUGGUCAAGUCCCGGAAGCAGAGCUGGCUUCAGAUCAUCCUAGAGUACCGCCCAGAUCUCUUGUACCGCGAGAAUUCCGUCGGUCGCACUCCUUACGAACUUGCCGAGGAUGCCUACAUCUCCGAAUGUGUCUCAGACCCACCAGGCGUAACCAGCAACAGGUAUUACUCCUACCCCUACCAAAAUAAUUACCCAUCUCUGGUACAACGGCUUCCCGAGACCUUUGCCAAGGACUACAAGGAAGCGGGUAAUGCGACCACGGAGAGCGUCUGGAGGAUAUGCGAGGAGUUCGUGAAGAACCACCCUGGGAGGAGGCGGCUCGUCAGUUUACUGGAUGCCAAUGAGGUUGCAAAGAGACUGGCUAAGAGGAAAGCUGAGGUUCGUGUCUAUGACCGUGUCAAGCGCGACGAGGAGAGCGAUGCAGGUUCCGUUGACGGCAACGCAGUCGACUUAGGCGAUGAAGUCCGCCAAUGGUAUGUAUCCACUGCUCCAUCUUCGACCUCUGCUUACUGA
Molecule: messenger RNA, 5301 nt
Organism: Trematosphaeria pertusa
Lineage: Eukaryota; Fungi; Ascomycota; Dothideomycetes; Pleosporales; Trematosphaeriaceae
Product: ankyrin
Exons: 7
Coding region: 1-5301 (1766 amino acids)
Molecular function (GO): protein binding
Source: RefSeq, a predicted model, not a curated record